AUGCGCCGGUCUAAACGCCGAAGUGGCCAUGUUCUCCUCCGUUCCACAGACCUGGUGUGGCCUAUUCAGCUCAGCUUGAUGCUGUUGACACCCUGUCUGCACUCCCCCUCCACAGAAGUUGUAGCAAUUUCCCUCCUCAGUCUUUGUAUUUGGAAUGUUCUACAGAAUUUCGCGGACAAUCUAGUCAGCAUCGUUGAUUAG
This is a messenger RNA of Protopolystoma xenopodis, 201 nucleotides long. The record is from the annotation of a GenBank genome assembly. Lineage: Eukaryota; Metazoa; Platyhelminthes; Monogenea; Polystomatidea; Polystomatidae.